AAAGUACAAGACAGGUUGAAGUAGCACUUGUGCCUUCUCAAUCAUGGAAAUUCGUGUGCUGGCCUCUGCAGUGCUGCUUGUCGUUUGCAUAGUAGUCUGUGCCUGUCAGGAGAAGGAACAACCACUGACUACUAGUCAACUCAGGAGGGAGUUGAAUAGAGCUAUGCAUGCUAUGGUAGUAACAGUCUUCGAAAUGUUCACUCCUGGCUACACUCCCAGUCACCCUGCCUCCUCCUGCGAGGAGAUCCUCCAGCUGGCCCCACAGUCUACCUCAGGUCUCUACUGGCUCAGGGGAACAGACAACAGACCCAGUCAAAUGUACUGUGACAUGGAGAGGAGCUGCAAAGGUGUAGCUGGAGGCUGGAUGAGGGUGGCCUCUAUCGACAUGACUGACACUAGCAGUACCUGUCCAUCUGGUCUGAGGGCCACCUUCACUUUUGUUGUCAAUGUGUGUACGAGGAACAUUGAUGGUAGUGGAUGCUCUUCGGCUAUGUUGCCAGUACAGGGAGUAGAGUACUCUCAAGUGUGUGGCAAGAUUAUUGGAUACCAGUUUGGUUCAACAGACGCAUUCGAAGGUAGUGUUAGAGAUAUCGACGCAACCUACGUUGAUGGAAUCAGCCUAACGUAUGGAUCUAAUCCACGCAAUCACAUCUGGACAUUUGUUGCAGCACUUCACGAGCACCACUCUCAGAAAGACUCUGUUUGUCCCUGCACAGACACACGUUGGAAUCCACCUCCUGUGGUGCCCAGCUUUAUUGGAAACGACUACUUCUGUGACACUGGCAGUGAGAAC
Molecule: messenger RNA, 793 nt
Organism: Geodia barretti
Lineage: Eukaryota; Metazoa; Porifera; Demospongiae; Tetractinellida; Geodiidae
Source: the annotation of a GenBank genome assembly